GCGCUUUGAGGUUUGCGCAUGCGCGGACUGGUGGGUUCCUGGUUGUUUGUGUGUCCCAGCUGUCAGGUCGAGCUCCAGUCUCCCACGGUUAAAGUUAUAGUUAUGUAAGUGUUUUACUUAAAAGAGGCCAAAGUUGAAUGAACUUAUUAACAUUAAUUAGAAACACUGAGGAGGUUUUUUCUCUCUCUUUAGGUUUGAGGACUCUAAAGUUAAAGAAGUGAGGUGAAGUUAUGUAAGACGGUUUCAGAGUUCACAGAGAUCAGACAGGUGCUGCUGAGCAAAGGUCACCGAACAGGUAAGAGCUUCACUCUCAAUAUCAACUCUAAACUCUAAACUAAUAUGUUUGAGUUUGAUAUGACAAUUCUGUUUACUCUUCAUGAAAGUCUGAAGUUAAAUCCGGGAGUUUAGGUGUUAAAGAAGUUCACCUCCGACCUCCUCAGGGUUUUUAACUGAGUUUAAAUUCAGAUUGAUGUUCAGAGACUCUCAGUUUUCAACGUGUUUUAGUUCGUGUAGAAAAUGUUAAAAUUAAGUAUGGGAUCAAAGAAAGUGUUCAAAACUGCGGUGGCCGAGAAACGCCACUGCUGCAAAUAAAAAAGAAUGAAAAAAAAAAAAAAAAAAGGAAACUAAAGUCCACUGCAAAUAAAAACAGAAACAGCGCAGAUUUUAAAAAGCCACAUCAGAAGUUAACGCAAAAAAGAAAAAAGAGUUUCUGCGAAAAUAAAAGGAUGCAAAUAAAAGAAGUCACAACAGAAGUGGGCUGCAGGGGACCAAUAAUGAUGAUGCACCGGUGUUUUACGAUCUAGACGCAGAAGAUGACGGUGAGAGGACGAGCAAAGAAGUGUAAAGGUUAUUGUUUAAUUUCACUUCAUAAACUUUUUAAUGUGUCAUGUGGUUAGACUGUGUAGCUCCUGAGUCCAUAUAAAGUUAAACUGAAGUGAAAUUAAUCAAUAACCUUUCCACUUCUUUGUUCGUCUUCUCUGUCUAGAUCGUCAAACACCGGUGCAUCAUCAUUAUUGGUCCCUGACAGCUCACUUCUGUUGUGACUUUUUUAAUUUGCAUAUUUUUGUUUUAACAGUAAGUAACUUUUUUUUCUCUCUUUUUUGCAUCGCCACUUCUUUUUGCGUUGUUAACUUCCGUUGUGGCUUUUUUUUUAAAUCUGCACCGUGUUUGUUUUUAUUUGCAGCAGGCUUCAAGUUUUUUUUUUUUUUUAUUUGCAGCAGUGGCGUUUCUCGGCCACCGUAGUUUUAACACUUCCUUUCCCAUACUUAAUUUUAACAUUUUCUACCCAAACUAAAACCCGUUGUAAACAUUCGAAAAAAAUGAGUCUGAGCAUUAAACUGAAUCCAAAACCUGCGGAGGUCACUUCUGUAGUUUUUUUUUUUUCUUAUUUGCAUCCUUUUAUUUCACAACAAGUUGGUUUACUUUUUGCAUCAUUAACUACUGUUGUGACUUUUUAAAAAUCUGCACCUUUUCUUUUUUUUAUUUGCAGCAGGCUUCAGUUUCUCUUUUUGUUGCAUCGGUAACUUCCGUUGUGACUUUUUUUUUUUGCAUUCUUUUUAAUCUUCAGCAGUGGCAGUUCUCGGCCACCGUAAAAAGCAUUAAUGUGACUUAAACUCACCUGCGUGUCUCUGUACCCACCUGGUCUCCAAUGACGUGUUUCUGUGUUUCAGCUCUGCAGUCAUGGCGAACCCUCUGAGGGCUGAAGUCAUCCGACUCUAUAAGAACGUGAGUGUGUGUGUAAGAGUGUGUGUGUUUGUGAAAGUGUGUGUGAAGCAGCAGUGAUUCUGAGUUCCUCUCAGUGUGAAAUAAUCACAGGUGUUCAGAGGGUUACCUGACCUGAAUGUCCUGAUCACUUCUUCAAUCAUUUGUCAAACAGAUUUUCUCUUUAACUUUAAUUUACAGUGUUUCUGGUUUUUGCUCGGCUGGUCAAAUUUAAUUCAUCUGAAUUACUUUAAGAAUAAAUUGACUUUAAGGAAAAUGUUUCCCAUUUAUUAUAUUUUCCUCAAACACGUGAAACAGCAGCAGGAAUAUCCAGAUCAGAUCUGUCCCCUCUGUCCCCUCCGCAGCUCCUCUACCUCGGCCGAGAGUAUCCUAAAGGUGGCGAUUACUUCAGGGACCGUCUGAGAGCUGCGUUCACCAAAAACAAGUCCGAGCAGGACCCGCAGAAAAUCAAGGAGAUGAUCGCUCGAGGGGAGUUUGUGUCCCGAGAGCUCGAGGCGCUUUACUACCUGAGGAAGUACAGAGCCAUGAAGAAACGUUACUACGAGGAGUGAGCGCUGCAGCAGAGACUCUGAGGGACUGAAACACGUCCACUUUAUCAAAGACAUCCUGCUGAAACACGAGACAAACAUGAGAGGAAGACGUCUUUAAUCAAGAUGAUCAGCAGACUGGAAAUCCUCCUCGACAUAAAAGCAGAAAAAAACCAACAUCUUUAAAAAGUUUUAUUUCUGAAUUCAGUUCUGAGGCAAACAUUAAAUAAAAAUAUAAAAACGCUCAAA
This is a messenger RNA of Xyrichtys novacula (pearly razorfish), 2498 nucleotides long. Lineage: Eukaryota; Metazoa; Chordata; Actinopteri; Labriformes; Labridae. The record is from the annotation of a GenBank genome assembly.